This is a messenger RNA of Thrips palmi, 1138 nucleotides long. RefSeq lists its product as uncharacterized. The transcript has 5 exons. The record is from RefSeq and is a predicted model, not a curated record. NCBI's taxonomy places the organism in Eukaryota, Metazoa, Arthropoda, Insecta, Thysanoptera, Thripidae. Bases 87 to 734 code for a protein of 215 amino acids.
UGCGCCGCCGUUGCGUUUGCGCCGAGGCGAGGACUUUGUCCAAUUAACCGCCGCCAAACUCCCCACACAGCCACAGCGCCACAACGAUGCUGCUCCUAGCCGCCGGCCUGAUGCUCUCCGCCGUCGCGGGGCAGUCCUUCAACAGCUUUGCGGGACCUUUCGAAGUGGAGUUGCAGCGAGUGGAGACCUGCCCUAGCGAGCUGAGCGGCCUCAACCUCGUCAACUUCACUCAGCGCCUGACUCGCGACCGGAAGUACCCCAAACGCUUCUACUACACUGGCGUAAUAAAUCAGCCUUUCAACGUUCUGUCUACGCUCGCGGGAACCGUCAAGCUGAGCAGUUGGAGCGCUCGCGGCGGCUGGAAGGACAACGCGUACCGGCACACCUUCCCGCGCUUGUGCGAGCUGGCCAGGGCCCGCCUCGCCCACAACCUCGCGUACAGGCGCCUCCUCAGCGACGCCCUGGGCGGCGAACACCGACUGAAGUGUCCCUUUCCCGCGUCACGUUGGGAGUUCACUGACUUCCCAGUGGACACUUCGGCAGGCGAGUUCAAGGAGUUCCUCUACGGAAAGUGGCGCAUCGACAUCCAGUUGAUGGACGGCAACACCGCCCUGUCCUGUUACCGCCAGUUCGUGGACACCGUGCCCCGGGUCGCGGGUCGGCAGCCGAUCCACUUGGAGACCAACUACACCGGCACCAUCCGCAUCACCAGGAUCAAGUCCCUGUACCCCUAGGGGCCGUGCGUCCUUUUUCUGUACCCUAUUUUCUGUACAUUUUCCCUCGUGAAGAAUUUUUUCAGUGCCUCCCAUGUGCCUCAAAGUAACGCAGCCCCCCCCCCCCCCCGGUUUUUUUUAAAGAAGCACUCCGUGUGGAGGCCAGUCGAUUCAUACAAAAAAAUAUUAUAACUUGCAUGCAAACACAAAAACUUUUAUCGGUUUCUACAUCACAUUUCUUGAUCUAAACUUUCCACAUUUCCACAUUUCGCUGCAGCAUUUAUGAGAUUGUACCCAACUAGUGCACAAAUUUGUGCAUUCACUCACACCCGCACAAAUAUGUUAGUAAAUAUGUACAAAAAUUCCACCAGCUUUCAGUGUAAAGGAUGUUUUUUUUUUUCAACCAACCACGAAAAUAAAGACCU